AUGGAACAGCAGGUGCCAGGAAUCAAGGCCCUGUCCUAUGCCGAUGACAUAGGCCUGGUAGCCCAGGGAAGCUCGGUCUCUGAGAUCUAGGCCAUCCUAUUCUCUAGGGCCACCAGCAGGGAACAUAAAAAUCAGGUCCAGGAAGCUAGGGUGCAGGUAGAAGACGCUUUAGUGGCAUUCUCCCCAACAGCCAUCCGGUGGUUAGGGGUCUUACUAGAUCCAAAGCUUACCCUCAAAGCCCACUAUAAGUACCGCCUGCAAAAAGGUCAAAAUACUGAAAGACGAGUGCGGGCACUGUGCAAGGCCCAGGGGCUCCCCCCAGGCCUGGCAUGGCGAAUCCAAAAGGCCACCGCGCAGUCAGUGGCGCUUUAUGGGGCCGAGCUUUGGUGGCAUGGGCAAAAGAACUGCCUAGAAGGACUGCAGGGCCUAAUUAAUAACCAGGCCCGGGCAGUCACAGGCAUGCUGAAGUCCACCCCGUUAGGACCACUUAUAAGGGAGGCAGCUCUGGAACCAGCAGAGGCCCUAUUAGAUAGUAAACAGCGGCGGUAUGCCCUGAGACUCCUAGGACUUCCCCAGGGGCAUCCAGCAGCAGAAAUACUCCCUAUAACGCUUAGGGAGGGAGACGCCCAUGCACAGCCUGGAGAGCAGCCACUAGAAGACCGAGCUUGGGCAACACCAACCCGCCGAGGCCCCUGGAAGCUGGGCAUGGGCCUGGCCCGCAGGCUACGAGAGGCCUUGACCGCCGACCCCUCCCAGGGCUUUGAGCGUACAAUAGAGCCUGGUAAUAGGUCUAUACCACUAGAUUUCAGGAUAGACUCCCCUGAAACCGCUAUGCAAUUAGCCUCAGACCCCCUAAGUGGGAUAGGGAACACCGACCUUUACUCAGACGGUUCUAGGUUAGACGAUCAGCGCGUAGGCGCUGCAGUAGCUUAUAAGCCACUUAUUGGCCCCUGGAGGUCGCGCCUAGCUCCCCUGGGCGCAGGCUUCGAAGUCUUUGAUGCAGAACUAAUAGGAGUAGUCGAAGCCCUAGAGUGGGCGCUGGCAGAGAAUCUUAUAGGGCCAAUUAGGGUGUUUUUAGACGCCCAGGCCGCUAUAAGCAGGCUCCAGCAUACCCGGCCUGGCCCAGGGCAAGCCCUAGCGCUGCGGGCACACGACCUAGCCGGGGAACUACAGGCCACCGGCCGCAGGGUUACCAUAUGCUGGGUGCCAGGCCAUAAAGGGGUCCCAGGCAACGAGGAGGCCGAUAAGGCCGCUAAGAAAGCUGCAGGGAGGCCCUGUACAGGCAAGUACUCAGGCAUCUCACUGGCCCAUGCCCGGCGGGCAUGCACCGAGACUUAUAGCGCUAUCAAGGCCAACUGGCUCACUGCAAAGCUUGCAAGACGCACCCAACAGGUAGGCCAGGCCUACCAACCCCCCCGGGGAUGGAAGCUUGACCCAAUAGUGGCAAGCACCCCCAAGCACCUGGCGCGGCGGUAUUACCAAUUCAAGACCGGCCACACCCCAAUCGGGGCCUAUCUGCACCGAAUCAAGGCCCGAGACUCCCCUAAUUGCUUGGGGUGCUCUAGGGGGACUGAGACGGUAAGACACCUUCUUACAAACUGUCGACAGUGGUGCCACCAGCGGGAAAAACUAUAUGCCGGCUUGGCCGAAGCGGGGGUAAAGGCCCCGCAGGAUAGCGAGCAGUGCCCCGAAGCACGCCUAUUCCAGGACCCAAAGGCCACUACAGCGCUGCUGGCGUUUAUAGGGGCCAUUAGGGAGCGAGAGGAUAACCAACAGGCCUGGGAGCAGGCCUAUAAGACUGAUAAUUGGGGCAUUGAGGCCCUGGAUGAGGGAGAGCGAGAGGGGGAAGGAUAG
This is a messenger RNA of Talaromyces rugulosus, 1854 nucleotides long. RefSeq lists its product as uncharacterized. The transcript is spliced from 2 exons. The record is from RefSeq and is a predicted model, not a curated record. Gene Ontology annotation, biological process: DNA replication, removal of RNA primer. Lineage: Eukaryota; Fungi; Ascomycota; Eurotiomycetes; Eurotiales; Trichocomaceae. Bases 460 to 1854 code for a protein of 464 amino acids. Gene Ontology annotation, molecular function: nucleic acid binding; RNA-DNA hybrid ribonuclease activity.